Molecule: messenger RNA, 424 nt
Organism: Schizophyllum commune H4-8
Lineage: Eukaryota; Fungi; Basidiomycota; Agaricomycetes; Agaricales; Schizophyllaceae
Exons: 5
Coding region: 59-424 (121 amino acids)
Source: RefSeq, a predicted model, not a curated record
CGCCGACACACGACUUCUGGGAUUCUUCACCACGCGCUCUUAUAAGACACCACACACGAUGUUUUCCCGUUCGCGCGCGUCCUCUUCACUACCCUCCAUCAGCCUUGGCCAUAUGAGCCACGACAAGGCGCGCUACCCGUCGGACGCGAUGGGAGAGGCCUACAAUGGGCCCCAACCUCCGCCGUGUACGCCAGCAGCAUACCCCGACCCGAUUCAGGCGGUGCCCUUGGGCUCGAGCAUCAGCGAGUCGGACCUUCACAACCUGAAUGAGAAGCUGGUCAGCCACAGAACACUGGGUCUGCAGCUGAGAAUGAUUAACUAUGGUUCGCUUUACGUCUUUGGACUCGCCUCCGGUCGUUCCGGCAGGCUGGCCUAUGGGCCCUUCAAAGUAGGCACUACUAGUGGGCCAGCAUCGGUGGCGUAG